AUGGUGACACUGUAUGACGCGGAAAGUUUUACGAAGUACCAGUUUCGAGUGACAGCCUUUUUGCCGGACGGACAACUAGCAAACGCCUCCACCAGCGACUGGAUCUCGACUUUGGACCGUGCAUUUGAACCAGGUCCUGUGGGUGACAUACGGGCUACAAAUGCAAGUUUGAGACCCGACGGUCUUUAUUUGCAGACUACAAUCUCAUGGGAACCAGCAUGGGCUUGGUUCAAUUUCUCAACUCCUCUUUGCCUCCAGUAUCAUCAAAAUGACCUAACAAAAUGUGUUCCUCCAAAGCCGAGCAAUGUGUCAGUACAAGAGAAAGAGCUUAACGGCUCUCAGCUUCGUGACGUCACUGUGUCCUGGGCAACGCCCGCCGUGCAGCCUUCAUUUCACAAGGUCGAGCUGUUUAGAAAAAUACCCGAGGAUUAUUCCAUUCUUGCACAAAAGAACGUCACUGGAAAUUCUACGUGGGUGGUGUUCAACGCGUUGAAUGUGGGUUUGCAAUAUGAAGUAACAGUGGAAGCUGUAUCCCCAGCUGGACCCAGCGAAAGAGCAAUUGUGAUCAGGACAAUCGACGAUUUCCACGCCAACAGUAACACUUCGAAUUCAAAAAGCCCCGCGUGGAGUGCACAGACCCUGUCUCUCACUCUGCUUCCGGUCGUGCUGUUGCCGAUAGCUGCUGGCAUAUUUGUGUAUGUUUGCCAUCGUCGCGGGAAAGUACGUCAACACGAAAAAAGAUUCCAGUACAUUGAGACGCUGGACCAGAAGUCGCCUUUACGAACAGAGGACUGCAGUUCUGUUGAAUAUGACGUCGAUUUCGAUGCAAAGUGGGAGAUCCCGAGAGAGAAUCUGCUCCUGAGUGAAGUAUUAGGAGAAGGAGCCUUUGGUAUCGUUCGGAAAGGAGUGGUUCAAGAAGGCAAUGACAGGCGAGACGUGGCAGUCAAGAUGCUUAGAGAGAAGCCGAGCGCAGAGGAAGUGAGGCAGUUCAGGCAAGAGAUCAUCAUGAUGCAGUCCGUCGGUAGACAUCCGAACAUCGUGUCUCUGAUUGGCUGCUGUACCAGCGACGACCUACUAAGACUCGUCGUGGAGUACUGUGCCCAAGGGGACCUGCUCAACUUCCUGCGCAAGAAAUGGAGUGAAAUGAUGAAGAGUACGGAGAGAAAACCUGAUGCUAUAGUGAUACAGUCUGAGACAGUGAAGUACGCUGAGCUCCUAGCACAGGAGACCACAAGUGAAGGCGAAUCUGUGAACCAAUUUCCGGGAGCGGUGGUGAAUCAGACAUACGGCAUCGAGAAUGACGAUGACAGUUCGCAACUAUGGCAGGAGCUUUCGCCGACAGAUCUGCUGUCCUUCGCGAGACAAGCUGCAAUAGGCAUGGAGUACCUGGCAAACAACCGUGUGGUGCAUAGAGACCUGGCAGCUAGAAAUGUUCUGGUAUGUGCUGACAGAAAAGUCAAGAUUUCUGAUUUUGGGCUGAGCCGAGACAUCUACGAAGAAAACGUGUACCACAAGAAAGGAUCUGGAAGAUUACCAGUCAGAUGGAUGGCUCCUGAGUCACUCUUCCGUCAAGUGUAUAACACACAAAGUGAUGUUUGGUCAUUUGGAAUACUUCUAUGGGAAAUUGUGACACUUGGAGCUAACCCAUAUCCAGGCAUCCCCACAAAUAAACUACCCGAGUAUUUGAGGGAAGGUCACCGAAUGGAGUGUCCAGAAAAUUGCAGCAACGAACUGUACAAUAUAAUGUUUGCUUGCUGGAAAGCAGAACCCUGGCAACGACCUACAUUUGUAGAACUGCAUAAAAUGCUUGACGACUUACUGGAGAACUCAUGUCCUCAGAAGUAUUUGAACCUCGACGUAAUAGAUUACAUGAGUGAAUUAACGUUCUACCAACAAGAAGAACAACAGUCCAGAAACAAUGGCAGCAGAUACCUUAUCUCAAAUAUGAAUCGCACAACUGGUCCAGACGACAACAUCCCUGCUUCACCGUUUAUUGAAGACAGAAAACAUUACCUCAGUACGUCUAUCAAAACCAAGUAUAUUAAUACUUCAUCUAAUGUGGAUGAAGAAAAAGACUGAGAAAAGACUAAAAUUUAUUGUGGAAGAAUUUUAUAUGUGAAACAUAAUUUUCAGGUCUACUUGUAAGAAUGAGGUGGUGCUUUGAAAUCUACCAUAAAAAUUGUAUUCAAUGAUAUGGGAAUUCUAAGGUAAUAUUGUCCACUGUCUGAAGUAUACUUGAUAUACAAGAUACUUCUGAGUUAACUCUACUCCUGUCUUCAGGUGACUGGUUGUCAUUAUAAUGACAGACUUUAUGACUUUUUAAAGUAUUCUAAAUGACAGCAAUUGGGAUCAAACCUGGUAUCCUUCAAAUAAUAGAUUAGUAUGCUAAUAACUAAACCACUAAGCAUCUUGUUCUCAUAUGGUGCAUAGUGACAAAAGUGUACUACAAGAAUGGAUUUAGUCACAUUCCAAUUGCAAGAAUGGAUUUGGUUGCAUUUCAAUUGCAGACAAUGACCGACUACCAGUUCUUGUACCUCUACAUUGUAUUAAUUGGUUGAUUUGUAAAGAGUUUGAGAACCGUUCCCUUUGAAGGUUUUUUAAUAAUAUAUUCUAUUAAUAUUCUGUUUUUCCAUAGCUCAAUGUUAAAUUUUUGAUGUUUCAAAUGUCUGUACAAAUCGUGACAUAAUGUGUUGUUAUAUUAACGUAUUGGCCUAUAUUUUGUUUCAGUAACAAAGAGAUUAUAAACUUGAAAACAGCAAAAUGUCUCCUGUCUUCUACAAAAGUAUAGGUAAAAACAUGAUUUCUUUUGCUUUCACAUAAUUUAAGCUCAUUCCUCUUUAGUUUUUUAUGGAGCAAGAUCACUAAACUUAUUUCUUCACUUCUGUAUACAUCAAGAGAGUCAAAACUGGUGAUUUUCCACUUGUUUUGGCCACUGGGUUAAAGUCAGUGUAAUUUAACUAAACCCUUUUGUGUAAAUUCAAAAAUGAAAGCAUUAAAAUUAGUACCACAGAUUCAAGAAAAUAAAAUAUCAAACUGCCUUGUUUUUAAAUGACUACAAAUUUGGAGAAAAAGAAUUUAAAUAUCCCUAGCUGUUAUAAAGGAAACUAUUACUUAGAAAACUUCUCGAAUGUAAAAAAAAUUAUCAUAUCAGGAAAUAAACUGGAAGAUUAGUGAACCUUA
Zootermopsis nevadensis is the source of this 3180-nucleotide messenger RNA. The record is from RefSeq and is a predicted model, not a curated record. NCBI's taxonomy places the organism in Eukaryota, Metazoa, Arthropoda, Insecta, Blattodea, Termopsidae.